This is a messenger RNA of Maudiozyma barnettii, 687 nucleotides long. RefSeq names its product kinetochore-associated Ndc80 complex subunit SPC25 (gene SPC25). The record is from RefSeq and is a predicted model, not a curated record. Gene Ontology annotation, cellular component: Ndc80 complex. Gene Ontology annotation, biological process: chromosome segregation. The transcript has a single exon. Lineage: Eukaryota; Fungi; Ascomycota; Saccharomycetes; Saccharomycetales; Saccharomycetaceae. Bases 1 to 687 code for a protein of 228 amino acids.
AUGGUAUCACAGAUUAAAGAAUUUACUGAUUUAGAACAAUCGAUGGGCCAAUUCUCCACCGAUAUACAAGAGGCAUUACGGCUACAAAGAGAAAAUGUUCGUAAUGUUAAUACACGGUUUAUAUCUGAAGUGAAUGAACUACGUAAUCUAGUUACAACAUUGAAUAAACAAUAUGUUAAAGAACAAGAAGAUAUUGAAGGUUUAAAACUACAAAUCACUUCGGCAAAGGCGAACAAUGAAAUCUCGAAAGGUAAAUACGAGGAUUAUCAAAUAAGAAAGAACAAAUUGAUGCAAAUGAGAGAUCAGCUUACAAAUGAAUCAAAUGAAUUGGAUGCUAUGGUAGCUCAGAGAGAACAAUUGGUGCAAGACUUCAGAGAGAGACUUUUAAACCAGGCGAGUCGAGAUAAUUCCGAAGUGAAAUUGUAUGAACAAUUGCUAGGAAUGACUGUAGAUGCAUCGAAGUCUGGCACUCUCGUGUUCGCAUUUUCCAACUUCAACGAAAAGAACCCUGCACAGAAAAGUUCAUUGACCUUGAAUGUUGCGGGACCCACCUUCACCAUAAUGGAUACUAACCCAACCCUCGAUCAAAAUAUGAAACAGCAGUUGGUAGAUGUCCUUAACACUAACAACAACUUGUCUGCAUUCAUCGUGAGAGUUAGAGAGGCCCUAGCAGCUCGUAUCGAAUGA